UUCAGUUAAGAGCAGUAUUUUAAUGUAAAAGUUUUAAAAGAGUAUAACUAUUGAGAAUACUGCAAAACUGCAUCAGAAAUGUAACAUACAUUAAAAUGAAUACAGAAGAGGCGCUGCAGUGUAAGCUAGAGUUCGAAGACUUCAAGCUAACAGAAGUUCAGUGUUUUAAUGAUGAUCAAAUAUUCGUCGAUGUUGCUGCAAGUAAACCAAACGAUAGUGAAAUUAGCAAUUUCGAUUAUUUAAAUGCUGAUUGUGGCACAGGAGAUAAGAGUACUCGACUUUUGGAAAGUACAGACACCGAGCAUCUACCGCUCGAUUGCGAAAACUACAAUGCAUCUAAUCAAACCGAAGAGCAUCUUACAACUUCCUCCACAAGAGAUGACACUCUAAACAGUUUGCAGGAAGCAUCUCCCAUCGCCAAUCGGAGCGAUUCUACGCGACCACACGACUGCGAGGUUUGUGGUAGGCGAUUCAUCGAUAAGUUGAAACUGGUCGAGCACAUCCGGGUACAUAGCAGUGAACGGCCAUUCAGCUGUGAUGUCUGUGGUAAGGCAUUCGCUAGCGAACAACCUAUGCAGCGCCAUCGGUACAUUCACACCGCUAACUUCAAGUGCACCGUGUGUGGCAAAGCUUUUGUCCACAAAUCUAACCUAUCCAAACACCACCUUCUUCAUAUGGAUGAGCGGCCGCAUAAUUGCAAAGUAUGUAAGAAAAGAUUUACACUGAAACACAAGCUGACCUUACACAUGCGCGUUCAUAAGAAUGAGCGGUCUUACAAGUGCACUGUAUGUGACAAAGCUUUUAACAAUCAAAAUGACCUGACGAUACAUAUGUUGACUCAUACGGGUGACUGGCCUUACAGGUGUACCGUAUGUAGCAAAGGCUUUAGUCACAAAUGUGCGCUGGAUAAACACAUGUCCGUUCAUACGGAUGAGUGGCCGCACAAGUGCACUGUGUGUGGCAGAGGUUUUACUUACCAAUAUAAGCUGGAUGAACACAUGUUCGUUCACACAACCGAGCGACCCUACAAGUGCGCCGAGUGUAACAAAGGUUUCAUCCUGAAAAAUAGGCUGACAAAACACAUGCUCCUCCAUACGGGUAAGAGAUAUCACAAGUGCACCGUGUGUGGCAAAAGUUUUGUCUACAAGUAUCAUCUGACCUCACACAUGAUAGUUCAUAGGGACGAGCGGGCUCACAGGUGUGCUGUUUGUGACAAAGGUUUUAACUAUCCAGUUGCCCUGAUAAGACAUAUGUAUAUUCAUACAGGCGACUGGCCGUACAAAUGCACUGUGUGUAAUCAAGGUUAUACUAACGAAUAUAAGCUGGACAAACACAUGUUAGUUCAUACGAGUGAAAGCACGCUCAAGUGCCCUGUGUGUGAUAAAUGUUAUGUGCGCAAGGCUCGUUUAAAGGAGCACAUGUCAUCUGGGUUGUGUGCGGCAAAGAAUACAUUAUGAUUGCUAUAAUUUGUUUUAAGGAAGGUUGCUAUAAUAAAAUGAAGUCUUUAGAA
Messenger RNA from Topomyia yanbarensis, 1510 nucleotides. RefSeq names its product zinc finger protein OZF-like. Gene Ontology annotation, molecular function: DNA-binding transcription factor activity; RNA polymerase II cis-regulatory region sequence-specific DNA binding. Gene Ontology annotation, biological process: regulation of transcription by RNA polymerase II. The record is from RefSeq and is a predicted model, not a curated record. NCBI's taxonomy places the organism in Eukaryota, Metazoa, Arthropoda, Insecta, Diptera, Culicidae. Bases 96 to 1457 code for a protein of 453 amino acids. The transcript has 2 exons.